Messenger RNA from Colossoma macropomum (tambaqui), 4145 nucleotides. RefSeq names its product HNF1 homeobox Ba (gene hnf1ba). Gene Ontology annotation, cellular component: nucleus. Gene Ontology annotation, molecular function: RNA polymerase II cis-regulatory region sequence-specific DNA binding; DNA-binding transcription factor activity, RNA polymerase II-specific. The record is from RefSeq and is a predicted model, not a curated record. Gene Ontology annotation, biological process: pancreas development; regulation of transcription by RNA polymerase II; positive regulation of DNA-templated transcription. NCBI's taxonomy places the organism in Eukaryota, Metazoa, Chordata, Actinopteri, Characiformes, Serrasalmidae.
UUUAUACGGCAUCAUGGCAAAGUUACACAGCCAAGGCUUUCCAGAGAAGCAGGUGUGCGCGCGGGGGCUGUCUGUUCGGCCCUGGAGGUGAGAGGAGAGCCUGUUUCCCCUCUCUUCCCUCCUCGUUAAGUGGAACAUUUUUCCUCUUUUUCCCCUUUCCCCCCCUUUUUUCUCUUUUCUUCCAUUUUUCUUGGAUGUUAGCGGAGAUGGUGUCUAAGCUGACGUCUCUGCAGCAGGAGCUCCUGAGCGCCCUGUUAGACUCUGGAGUCACCAGAGAAGUUCUGGUUCAGGCGCUGGACGACAUGGAGCCCCGGCCGGCCGCGCUGGGGGUGAAGCUCGAGGGCGUCCACACGUCCCCCGGCAGCGGCGAGACGGACUCGCACAAGCCCGUGUUUCACACUCUCUCCAACGGGCACGGCAGGGGGAAACUGUCCGGCGACGAGGGCUCGGAGGACGGGGACGAGUACGACACGCCACCCAUCCUGAAGGAGCUCCAGGCGCUCAACACUGAAGAGGCGGUCGAGCAGAGGGCCGAGGUGGAGCGGAUGCUGGCUGAGGACCCAUGGCGCGCGGCCCGCAUGAUCAAAGGCUACAUGCAGCAGCACAACAUCCCUCAGCGCGAGGUGGUGGACCUGACCGGCCUGAACCAGUCUCACCUCUCUCAGCACCUGAACAAGGGCACGCCCAUGAAGACGCAGAAGCGCGCGGCGCUCUACACGUGGUACGUCAGGAAGCAGCGCGAGAUCCUGCGGCAAUUCAACCAAGCACCACAAGGGUCUGGCAUUAAUAUGACAGACAAAGGCAGUCAGGAUCAGGUACUCCUUUUUUUCCCAGAGUUCAGUCAGCCUGGACAGAGUAUGGGGCAGCAUGGGGAUGACACCAAUACUGAGCCUGCCCUCAAGAAGCUCCGACGCAACCGCUUCAAAUGGGGACCUGCAUCCCAGCAGAUACUCUACCAGGCAUACGAUCGGCAAAAGAACCCGAGCAAAGAGGAACGGGAGGCUCUGGUGGAAGAGUGCAAUCGGGCGGAGUGUCUCCAGAGAGGUGUAUCUCCAUCCAAAGCCCAAGGGCUCGGCACCAACCUGGUCACAGAGGUACGCGUCUACAACUGGUUCGCCAACCGGCGCAAGGAGGAGGCCUUCAGGCAGAAGCUGGCGAUGGACGCGUACACCGGUCAAGCGCACAGCAUGAACUCCCUCCUCUCACACAGCUCGCCACACCAUCCUCAGGCCAGCACUUCACCGCCUAGCAAGAUGCAAGCCAUCAGGUACAACCAGGGUCCAGGUGAAGUCAGCUCUUCCACUACCAUCAAUCAUCACGGCAGCAAUGGCAUGACGAGUGGCCAGUCUGUGUUGCAGCAAGUCUCUCCUGGAGCGCUGGACCCCGGCCACGGCCUGCUGUCACCUGACGCCAAGAUGAUCUCAGUAUCAGGUGGAGGUCUUCCACCGGUAAGCACCCUGACCAACAUCCACAGCUCCCAUCACCCUCACCAGCAAACACAGAACCUCAUCAUGCCUAUCUCUGGAGUCAUGGCUAUUGCCCAGAGUCUGAACACGUCACAGGCACAGACAGUGCCAGUUAUCAACAGUGUGGCAGGCAGUCUGGCCACUCUACAGCCUGUCCAGUUCUCCCAGCAGCUGCACAGCUCCCACCAGCAGGGCCUCAUGCAGCAGUCCCACAGCCACAUGAGCCAGCAGCCCUUUAUGGCCACUGUCACACACUCACACAUGUACUCACACAAGCAGGAACCGCCACAGUAUUCCCACCCCUCACGCUUUCCCUCCGCCAUGGUGGUGACGGACACCAACAGCCUCAGCACCCUCAGCUCCAUGUCCUCCACCAAACAGUGUCCUCUGCAAGCCUGGUGAUCACGUCCACCUGACAUCCUCGAUGCCUAGCAACAGGAGUGCAUUUCCCUCUCCCCCCCUGUAUCUGUGGCAACUUUAACCGGCCGCUAAUAACUGGCAACCAGGGUCCUGGACGAAGAGACAGUCAAUAAAGCAGGACCCGUAUUGGAGGAGAGCAAGCUUGACAGCGAGAAUGGACGCUAUGGCUUGGUCUUUUUUCACGGUAGAGGGAUGGGAGGAUUAUCUGGACGCUCUCUUUCAGUUGAUCAACAGUGGAACAUGAAAUCUCUGACCAAGCCUUCUGUAACAGUGUUUUGCUUCUUUGUUUGAGAGACAUAAAUGCAGAGAUUCAUGAACAUUGUUCUGCAUGGAUGAUCCACCUUUGAGGAACAAAUGGAGACAUGUGUGGAGUAGAGGUGCACAACAGAAGGAUCCACACCUACCUAAUGGUCCAGAGGAAGCCUUUGGUUCCUUUGGUUUUAAUCAGCCUUGCUCUGGACAUAGCGGAACGAAACCUCUGCCUUACACAACCGUUCAUAUCCAAAGAAGCAUCUUUCAUUAAUGAGCUCACCUAAACAUGGACAUUGCCUAAUCAAAUUGUCCAUUAAACGACAAUCAAUGUAUUUUGUUCUAGAAGUAUUGGUUAGUCAUUACUGCCCUUUGCCAUUCCACACAUAGUCAAAGUGCUGGUGUUAAAUUAACUCCUGCAACUCCUUUGAAUUGAACACUGUGGGCUGCACAUACAUCAUAGCGAGUCUUCCAUUGUGAGUGGUUAGUAUGAGCAGUCACUGUUCUGUACAGAUGUAAAUACAAAUAACUAUUAUGCCAUUUCUUUGAAAGAUGUACAUAUUCAAGGUCUGUAUCAUCAAUGUUUGCUGUUUUUUUUUUGUCUUUUUCAACAUAUAAACUGUGAUUUAGAGAUGACAAUCUUUAGAACAGGAAGGACUAUGCAAUGUAGCGGAAAGCACAAAGAAACAGGGGGAUCAGCCCACGUCCAAAAGCAAACCAUACACUUAGAAAAAAUGGUUUACAUAGUACCAAAAAGGGUUCUUUGACUUGUGACAGUACAGUUUUUAAAAAGAUAGUUCUUUAAGGGUUCUUUAGUAAAGACAGUGGUUUUAUAUAGACAGUUGAACAAUACAUUUGUGGUUCUUUGCAUGGUGAAAUGGUUCUUCACAUUGAUGGAGAAUGUGCUGUACAUACUUCUAUAUUGAACCUUUUUGAAAAUUGUUCUAUAUAGCACCAAAAAUGGUUCUGCUAUUGUUAUGUAACCCCUUUUUAGUGCUAUAUAGAACCAUUUUUUACAAUGCAUUCUCCAUCAAUCUGAAGAACCAUUUCUCCAUGGAAAGAACCUUUUAAGCUUACAAUUUGAGUGUUCAUGGUUCUUCAUAGAACCAUUGUCCUCACUAAAGAACCCUUGAAGAGGCAUCUUUUUAGUGUAGCAGAAGCCUUUUUAGUGCUAGAUGAGACCAUUUUCAAAAAGGUUCUUUAAAGAAUCAGAAAAGAACCAUUUAACCAGGCAAAGAAUAUUCAAGCAUUCAAAUAAUUCUUGAGUGUUCACGGUUUCGAGAUAGAACUAUUGCCUUCACUAAAGAACCCCUCGAAAAGCCAUUUUUAAGAAGUUUAACCAGGCCAUCCAUUGACUAGAAAGGGAAGAACAGAACUUCACAGCAAAGCGUCCUCGCUUUGUUUGUUCUGCUUGUUACUCCAUCAGUUCCCCAUAUUAUCAUAUCUGAGGACGAUCCCAUAAAACCAUAUACCACACCGUGCUUUUUGAUAUUAUGGCAGUUUAUUAAGAGUCUCUUGCUGUAUUAGUGUGUAGGCUGAUAAACGUGAGGGUUAAGGUUAGAUGUCUCAGCCUGGAGAAACAGUAUUAGCCACUUAUCCAACUCUGAAGUAACACAAAGCAGUCAGUAAUAACCUGUAAAUUCAAACUAUUCGCAUUUCUUUCACAGUCAUUCAUGAAAAAGUGAUAUGUGGAUUCUUUAAAUAGAGAAAAAGAGAUUAAGUAUCUAGUCAGGUUAUAUCUGUUGCCAUUUCUUCUCUUAGCUCCCACCUGCUGUCCAGCCCUUUUUGUGCAUCCCAUACUUACUAUUAAAAGGUCACUAAACGUAUUUUUGAUGCAUUUACUGAACAUAUACCUACUGCCGUUUUGGUUACAGCGCCACUCAACCCAAAACCAUGUGAUUCCCUCCUUGUAUUAUUUUUGUAUAAAAUGAAAAUCAAUGAAAAAUCAUUAUUUAUACUGUGAGAAAAAAAGCUGAUGUUUCAAGUAAAGGCUCUUCCCAAGAUUGGUAA